Cylicostephanus goldi is the source of this 258-nucleotide messenger RNA. The record is from the annotation of a GenBank genome assembly. NCBI's taxonomy places the organism in Eukaryota, Metazoa, Nematoda, Chromadorea, Rhabditida, Strongylidae.
GUUCCCAUAACUGUUACUGUUGUGCAGACGACGCAAAUGUUGACAGGAGUGGCAAUUUCUUGGGCAGUUUAUAGAAUCAAGACUGAAAACUGGAUGCCGCCAAUACAAAUGGUGCUCUCAUGCUGUGUCUUUAGUUGUCAGCAAUCAAUGGGAAAUCUCUACCUCGCCUUUACAAUAUAUACCACUUUUGCUGCACUAUUCAUACGAUUUUUCUAUCGAGCAUAUAUUGUGAAAGCACGUAAACAAAAAGGAGAGUAG